AGACUCGGGUGCCUCUCGCAGGAAAGUCGGCUGUUGGCCUAGUAACGUCACACAGACCCUCAUCCAGUGGUUCAAUCCACGACCACGCUCCAUCUACCCUCCACAAGAUAAAUAGUGGAACCGUGCGAGGUGGUAGCUGCUUUUCAACACUCAACGACUGGUUAUACGAUGUUACGAAUCCCUUGGAAACUUGACCUCAACAACCAAGUUGACCGAGAUAUUUCCCUGGUCCCUCUGCGAGGCACUAGAGCCCUAGUUUACCCAGGUAACCUCCGUUUGUCGGGCAGGAAAGUUGCCAUCAAAGUAUUUCGUUUCGGUCCUCCCACCAGCGAGCAGGCCCUCAAGCGUAUCUACCGCGAGGUGGCUUUAUGGAAGAACCUGCAUCACCGAAACAUCCUUCCUUUGCUGGGCAUGACCACUCAGUUCGACUACACAAUUUCACUUGUAAGUGAAUGGGCGGCAAAAGGAAACGCAUUCGACUAUGUGCAGAACCAAGCAGUAGAUCCGCGUCCCCUGCUUAUAGGCAUUGCAAGUGGGCUAGAUUACCUCCACGGCCGUAAAAUAAUCCAUGGUGAUCUCAGAGGCCACAAUGUCAUGGUCUCUGAGGACGGUCAGGCUAUGAUUACCGACUAUGGUGUUUCAUCCCUAGUCGAUGCUGAGUUUGAUCAAAACGCCGCCAUCUCAGCGCCCGGUGGGCGCAGCAUAAGAUGGAUGGCGCCAGAGAGUAUGGAAAGUUACGGAGAAGUCAGCAUACAAGGCGAUAUUUGGACACUUGGCAUGACAAUAUUGGAACUAUUCACCAGACAACCGCCUUUCUACUACAUUUCUGGACUGCGGGCGGUCAUUGGUCGGAUUAUGGACGGACAGCCAGAUAGACCCAGCGGUCCAGCUACAUGUUUCCGCAUGACUGACACUUGGUGGAAUCUAUGCUGUCUCUGCUGGGCCCGUGAUCCUUGGCAGCGCCCUUCUAUGCCGGACAUUAUCAGAAUAAUAGAGCGAAUGUGAUUUUCACGAUAAUCAGAGGCUUUCUUCUAAACAUGUUGCCACCGUACUCCGUUUUCCAGGUAUACUCUUCUCUUCGCUAGGUGUGUGUUAGCCGUAGUAGCUGUUUCAGCAGGCAUAGAGUUUUACGAUCGUGGUAUGGUUCUUAACAUGCUUUUUUUUUUUUCAUUUUCAGCUACUUAUUGGCAUAGCUUUGCAUGUAUCUCCGUUAAGGCACUUUGACAGGACUUGGUGCUGCAGUUUUAAUCGCCACUGGGACACUUGUA
Molecule: messenger RNA, 1268 nt
Organism: Pisolithus orientalis
Lineage: Eukaryota; Fungi; Basidiomycota; Agaricomycetes; Boletales; Pisolithaceae
Product: kinase-like domain-containing protein
Exons: 6
Coding region: 169-1005 (278 amino acids)
Biological process (GO): protein phosphorylation
Molecular function (GO): ATP binding; protein kinase activity
Source: RefSeq, a predicted model, not a curated record